UUGCCGUAAUGGAAAAGUUGCAGGGGCGUGGGAGCGUACGAACGAAGGCCCGCUCUCGCUUCGUCAAGUCUUCGGAGUGACUUGCCAGUCGCCAUUUGGUUGAAUUUUCAUUACGUUUUGGUCGAUUCGAGCUUCUCUGGUUGCAUUGAAGCUUAUGAUUAUUGAUCUCAAAGGAAAAAGGAAAAUCUGAGCAGACAUGGAGGCGGGUCGUCCUCCAAAGUCCACGAGCUUCGUUUCCAUGAUUUCCAUCUGUUUCUUCUUCGCUUCUGUUCGCUCUGUUCCAUCACUUAUUGGAGUUCACCCCCUCGACGAGAAGUAUUAUUCAUCGGAGGUCAUAAAGUGCAAAGACGGGUCUAGAUCUUUCACCAUUGACCGUCUGAACGACGAUUUCUGCGACUGCGUCGAUGGAACUGAUGAGCCUGGUACUUCUGCCUGUGCAAGAGGGAAAUUUUAUUGUAGAAAUAUGGGAAGUACCCCACAGUUCAUAUUUUCUUCCCACGUCAAUGAUCGUAUUUGUGAUUGCUGUGAUGGAAGUGAUGAAUAUGAUGGUAAUAUCUUUUGUCCAAACACCUGUGUCAUGGGGGGAAAUAUAGCGUACAAGAGCAACAAUUAUAUUUCGACUACUCAAGAUGUGCAUAUAGUCAACAGAAAAGUAAAGGAGGAAAUCACCAAGGAGGACUUGUUUCAGAAGCUAAUGGGUUUGAAGUUAGUAAUAGUCCUACAGGUAGCUCUCACAAGUUUUGCAGUGUUCAUAUGGGUAAACCGUUGUCGUGCAAGAUCUAAAAGAAGACGACACCGUUGAAUCUAGCGUCGCAGUCGUCACUCUGCUCUGCUACAAUAAGUGCAUCUCCCAUCCAUUGUCGACCGAGGUUCAUUGGCUGCCAAGGACUAAGCUCUGGUAUAUAUAGAUCGAUCUUAAGCAAACCACAUGACCAAACCAUCCUGCUAAUCCAUCACAGCAUCAGAAUAACACAAAGGAUUAGUAUAGGCUAUCUAUAUCAAUUUUGUUACAAUAUAGGCUAAUAGGUUGCCCCAUUAGUAAAAUUAACGGGUUUCUUCCUCCCCAACCGAGGUUCAAAACCCGUCCCCUGCUAUGUAACAUAUCAAAAAGAAUCAAUUUUGUUUCAGUGUUUGUCUUGUAUGAAGAUGAUACACAUGCAGCAUGACUUUCAAAACCACCCGAUCGAUCACUUUCUUGAA
Messenger RNA from Momordica charantia (bitter melon), 1200 nucleotides. RefSeq names its product kinase C substrate, heavy chain-like protein. The record is from RefSeq and is a predicted model, not a curated record. Gene Ontology annotation, biological process: N-glycan processing. Gene Ontology annotation, cellular component: glucosidase II complex. Lineage: Eukaryota; Viridiplantae; Streptophyta; Magnoliopsida; Cucurbitales; Cucurbitaceae.